GCCUUACUAUCAGCUCAUGAUACUGUGGCCCAGAAGGAUUAUGAACCCAUUCUUCCACCACUGCCAGAUAACAUCCCUGAAAAUGAGGAGGCGAUGAGAAUUGUCUGCCUGGUGAAAAACAAGCAACCCCUUGGUGCCACUAUUAAACGUCAUGAGCUAACAGGAGAUAUUACAGUAGCAAGAGUAAUCCAUGGCGGAUUAGCAGAUAGAAGUGGGUUGUUGUAUGCUGGAGACAAACUGGUAGAAGUGAAUGGAGUUCCAGUGGAGGGACUGGAGCCAGAGCAAGUAAUCCACAUUUUGGCCCUCUCACAAGGAACUAUUAUGUUCAAGCUGAUUCCAGUUUCUGAUCGACCAGUCAGCAAUCAAACAACACUCUACGUGCGAGCAAUGGCAGAGUACUGGCCUCUUCAGGACCCUGCCAUUCCAUGUGCUGACGCAGGACUGCCGUUUAAGAAGGGCGACAUCCUUCAAAUUGUGGACCAGAACGAUGCCCUCUGGUGGCAGGCAAGAAAAAUCUCAGACCUCAGUGCUUGUGCUGGACUCAUCCCUUCCAAUCACCUUCUGAAGAGGAAGCAGCGGGAAUUCUGGUGGUCUCAGCCCUUCCAGCCCCACACCUGCCUCAAGUCAACGAUCUUGAGUACGGUGGAAGAAGAAGAUGACAUGCAGAUUGAUGAGAAGUGUGUAGAAACAGACAGUGAUAGUAUUGAAAUGAAAUGUAUUGUAUUUUUUUGCUCCCUGGAUGACUUAAAAGAUGAGGAGACUUUUGAGUCUGAGGAGCUUAAAGAAGAAGAGGAAGAAUUCAGUGGAUCUGGUCAGCAGAUCUUCAUUACUGGUUUUCGGAGAAGCAUGCGCCUGUGUCGCAGGAAAUCCCGCAACAGCCACCUCCCAUGUUACGCCCGGUGUCCCAGCGGCUGCUACAGUGCUGUAGCAGCCCCUUAUGAGGAAGUGGUGCGAUACCAGAGGCUCCCCGGGGAUCGAAACAGAUUAAUUGUCCUCAUAGGUCCUUCAGGUGUUGGAGUGAACGAGCUACGACGGCGGCUUAUCGGAAUAAACCCUCAUCACUUUCAAAGUGCAGUGCCACAUACAACCCGUGCUCAAAAGAGCUAUGAAGUGAAUGGUCGAGAGUAUCACUACGUACCCAAGGAAACGUUUGAAAAUAUGGUAUAUACUCACAGAAUGUUGGAAUAUGGAGAGUACAAGGGCCAUCUUUAUGGCACAAGUAUUGAUGCAGUACGUACAGUACUUGAUGAAGGGAAGAUCUGUAUAGUGGAUCUAGAACCCCAGAGUAUUCAGCUGGCUCGUACUCAUGAACUGAAGCCCUACAUUAUAUUUAUUAAGCCACCAAGUAUGAGCUGCAUGAAGCAGUCUCGGAAAAAUGCUAGGAUUAUUACAGACUAUUACGUGAACAUGAAGUUUAAGGAAGAAGACCUGCAGGAAAUAGAAGAGUCAGCCAAAAAAAUGGAGACUCAAUUUGGCCAGUUCUUUGAUCAAGUGAUUGUGAAUGACAACUUACAGGAAGCGUCCAUGCAGUUACUGUCUGCUGUGCGCCGAGCACAGGACGAGCCUCAGUGGGUCCCAGCAACGUGGAUAUGCUCAGACAAUCAGCCAUAAUUCUCAGGACUAGACAGUUUCACAAAGAUUAUAGUUCAUGCUUCACUACAACAGUAAUCGUAAUGCUGGGUUUGCUGGAAAGAAUAUAUCUUUGUUUGAAGGGAAUUUGGAGAGGUUUAGGUAAAACGCUAUUACAAGAUGUAAUAAUAUAUUGGCUGCAUCCGCACAUCACUUUAAGCCAUGAACUAUGAAUGAGCAACAUGAUGAUUCAUACAACCCAUUCACUCCCACUUCAUGUGGGCAGGUAAACAAACAGGAAAGAGAGAUUUGUGGGAUGUUUGAAACCAGGAUUAUGGUUUAUUGUGCCCAAACAAGCCAAGUUUCGUAAAUCAACAAACCCUGGUUAACAUUCUGGUUUAUUAAGCCAUAAUUUGUGGCUUAAAGUAAGGUACAAAUGCAGCCACUGCCUUGUUUGGCAUUCUUAAACGUUGUAUGUUCAGUAACAUUAAUUUUGUACCCCCACAAAAGUUUGCUAUAUUGUAGUGUCAGCAUAUACAUUAAUUGUUAAGAAAAAUAAAAGAAUCUAUUUUGUUGCAUUUA
This is a messenger RNA of Elgaria multicarinata webbii, 2151 nucleotides long. RefSeq names its product MAGUK p55 scaffold protein 4 (gene MPP4). The record is from RefSeq and is a predicted model, not a curated record. Gene Ontology annotation, cellular component: adherens junction; plasma membrane. Lineage: Eukaryota; Metazoa; Chordata; Lepidosauria; Squamata; Anguidae. Gene Ontology annotation, molecular function: protein binding.